GUUUAACUUUGGAUCGAAAGUCUACGUUUGUUUGUUUAAAAAUCUUCAAUCCGCCCAUGUCCGCAAACACGUAUUUUAAAUUCAAGCCUCAUCGUGAGCAAUCCUCGUAACGAUCCUUCAUCGCCAAUGUCUAUUCCAACAGCCCCUCUCGGCCGUAACGGCCCGCAGGUUACCCGUCUAGGCUUCGGCCUCAUGGGCCUAUCCAUUGCAUACGGUACUCUGAAACCUGAUUCCGAGCGUCUCGCACUCCUCGACCAAGCCUACGCCCUCGGCGAACUUUCAUGGGACUCAUCCGACUUGUAUGGAGACAACGAGGACCUGUUGGGAAAGUGGUUCGCCGCCAAUCCCUCCAAGCGCAAAGACAUAUUCCUGGCCACCAAAUUCGGAAUCAGUCAGGGCGGCGCAGUCGUCGAUAGUAGUCCCGAGUACUGCUUGGAUGCAUGUGCCAAAAGUCUGGCACGGCUAGGAGUUGAAUGCAUUGAUUUGUAUUACUGCCACCGCGUAGAUCAAAAGACGCCGAUUGAGCGGACCGUGGAGGCAAUGGUGCAGCUGAAGAAUGAAGGAAAAAUCAAGUACCUUGGUCUUUCGGAAGUCUCUUCAGAUACGCUCCGCAGAGCGUAUAAAGUGCAUCCGAUUUCAGCAGUACAGGUUGAGUACUCGCCAUUUGCGCUCGAAAUCGAGAAGCAAAUCGACCUCCUCAAGACAUGCCGCGAGCUCGGCGUCGCGGUUGUUGCGUACUCGCCGCUCAAUCGUGGCAUGUUGACAGGAGCUUUCAAGGGGCCCGAGGAUUUCGAAGAAGGGGAUUUCAGAUCUUAUGCACCGAGGUUCAGCAAGGAAAACUUCCCUAAGAACUUGAAAUUAGUCAAGCAACUGUCGACUAUCGCGGAGAAGAAAGGUUGCAGUCCAGGCCAGCUGACGUUGGCGUGGUUGAUGGCUCAGGGUGAGGACAUCUUUCCUAUUCCCGGCACGACGAAAGUGGAAAGAUUGAAGGAGAACCUGGGCGCGUUUAAUGUGUCUCUGAGCGAGCAAGAGGAGAAGGAGAUCAGAGGAAUGGUUGAGGCUGCGGAUGUUGGUGGUGAGAGGUAUCCCGAAGCUUUCAUGCAACAUUGUUACGCGGAUACCCCGCCUUUGGUUUAAAUAGGUUCGGUCGUAUGCCUCAAGGUCAUGUCAUUAUUCGAGAGUUUUGUACCAAUCUCAACAGUAAUCGAUGUUGAAUGUAUUACGACUUAUUUGGUA
Molecule: messenger RNA, 1236 nt
Organism: Boeremia exigua
Lineage: Eukaryota; Fungi; Ascomycota; Dothideomycetes; Pleosporales; Didymellaceae
Product: NADP-dependent oxidoreductase domain-containing protein
Exons: 2
Coding region: 127-1137 (336 amino acids)
Cellular component (GO): cytoplasm
Source: RefSeq, a predicted model, not a curated record